Molecule: messenger RNA, 912 nt
Organism: Exophiala dermatitidis NIH/UT8656
Lineage: Eukaryota; Fungi; Ascomycota; Eurotiomycetes; Chaetothyriales; Herpotrichiellaceae
Exons: 3
Coding region: 1-912 (303 amino acids)
Source: RefSeq, a predicted model, not a curated record
AUGGCUCAGCCCAUAAUGCUCCAGACGGAUGAGAUCACUGCUCCUCUUCCACAACGGAGGGCCGACUUGGAUGAGAGUAAUCCACGCAAGAUAGAUCGACUGGUGGCAUUCACCAAGUUGACAUUGAUCAAGGACCAAUUCCUUAGCACCACUGGCAGCUCGGUGAAACCAGACUCGGAAGGAUAUGAUCAUACAUGCUCGCUCCUGGGGUCAUGGAAACAGGCUCUUCCGGUUCAUUUGCCACUCCUGUCUGAUGAGAAAUCGCUACGGUCAAAUGCCCACCUAGACUUGAUGUACAACAUGAUAUGGGUUCGUCUCGGUCGAUCGGCUUUACUCUCCCUGGCUCGAAUUCAAUUGCAGUCGUCCCGCGCCACCCACGAAGCUACUGCUAACGUCAACGCGGAUCCUGCGGAUCCUACCACGGAACGGGUUAUUUUUUUCCAAGUUUCUGCAAUCAUCAUCCUUCUCCUUGGAGGACUUGUCUAUCCUUGGAAGCCGAAUACAUCUCCAGGGUCCUCGACAAUUAGCAAGGGCAUCGAAGCAUUGCGCUUUCUGGUUACCGGCACCAGGCUCGCUAGGGAUGCUUUAUCUCUCGUUGAGCGCUUUCACAUCACUGUUCGCAAACACACUUCUCGUGCAGCACGCAAAGUUGAACAUGGAGAAGCCACAACGUCAAUUCCGGCGGCGCAAUCUGCCCAAAGGCUCACGGAACAAUAUGCCUCGUCUAGUAGCAUACUGAGUUGUGAAGAUGAAGCCCGCUACACUCCUUCGGAUUUCGCGAGCCUCGACCCAACCUGGUUCAGUGAGUUUGAGCCGUCGCUACUCGAAUACGACGUACCGGAUCUUAGACUUUUCGGAUCUGAUGGCUUCCACGUUGCGCCGGAGACUGACGACUCAGCCUGGAGCUGGUAA